AGUAGACUAACAUGGCGAUGUAUCUUGGUUGUUGAAGAACUGCUGUUUAUUUUGACGUUUGGAACUCACUAAAAUGGAGUGAUAGUUUGUUCUGAGGAAUACUUCAAUAUGGACAAGGUUUAUCUUGACUCUGGCCAUGAGAGUAGUGAGGAUGACUAUGAUGUCGUGGGAGCUGUCCCCCCCAAAAGACCACAGUUAAGACCAAGGCAACCAUCCGAUAGUACCAUUGAUCGAUUUGAGACGUUACAUGUACUUCACUCCUCUGAUGAGGAUGACUUGAAGGGAACAAAAAGAUUCUAUGAGCAGUUGUCCAGUGACGAUUCUGCUAAAAUGAGUGUCGCAGCUCCAAAGAAGCAUGUUAGCAGCAUUCCAAAUGAACUUGAACCUAAUAUUUCAUUUACCAUUGGUAAAGCAAAUAGCCACACAGCCCCUGUCAGUGUGUCACCAAGACCUGAAACAGUUGUCAUGGUAACACCAAACGAGAAUUCAUCUCCUAUAAUGCCGGCAUUAGAUGGAUUUGUUAUGGCGACAUCAACACCUCGGAGGCCACAGCCACGAAUUGACAGCGAGGAACUUAAUUCAGUCAGGAAUGCAGAGCUUGAUGAAUCAAUUGUACAGGAAAUUCCGCAUAAGAGUAUUUUCCUAGCAUCUGAUUCUGAUGACACGGAGUCAGAAAGUGAAGAAUCCGAGGAAUCAGAUCAUUCGCAAAUGGAAGCAUCAAAUGAGGAAGGUCAAUUUGAAAUAGCUUAUAAUAAACCUAGAAUUCCACUUUCUUGUACAAUGCCUGAGCUUGAUCACUCACUGCCACUCAAUGACACCUGGCAGCCCGAGAGAGUUAAUUCGGCAUCGUUAUCAGAACCAUUAAACAGAGCUGCGGAUACGUUUUCAGAGAGAUCAUUUAUGUCUACUAGUAUAUUGCCUCCUCUAUAUGCACAUAUCCUUAAACAAAAGAGUUAUUUGGUUGGAGGUGUUAAGAAUACCGGAUCAUUAUUAGGUACAGAUGAAUUAGAAAAAUAUUUUCCAGAAAGACAAGUCAAGAUAUUUGUGUCUACAUGGAAUAUGCAUGGGGAAAAGUUACUUCCAAGGAAUCUACAUGAUUUACUCCUACCCACAGAUUUAGUUCAAGAUAUCUAUGUUCUUGGUUUGCAGGAAGCUACUCCAUUUACUCAAGAAUGGGAAAUACAACUUCAAGAGAUUUUAGGACCGUCCCAUGUGCUUUUACAUUCUACAGUUUUUGGUGUUUUACAUCUUGCAAUAUAUGUCAGAAGAGAGUACAUCUGGUUUUGUUCUCGUGUUGAGGAAGAUACAGUAGCAACAAGACCAGGGUCUAUGAUUAAAACCAAGGGUGCAAUAGGAUUAUCUUUCAAUUUUUUUGGAACUUCCUUUUUAUUUAUCACGUCUCAUUUUACUUCUGAUGAUGAGAAAGUAAAAGAGAGAAUGGAGGAUUAUAAAAAGAUAUGUGUUGGUCUACAACUGCCAAAAAAUGUACCACUUAUGAAUCAAUACACAACAAAAAGGGAUGUGAUCACCAGGUUUGACCAUGUCUUUUGGUGUGGUGAUUUGAAUUUCCGAAUUAACAAAGAGAUAUCUGAAGUGCAUAGUAUAUUAUCACAACUUAAGAAAGACGGUCAUCCUAACUUCCAGGAGCUGUUGAAGUAUGACCAACUCACUGAGCAGAUGAAAAAAGGUAAUGUGUUCGAAGGAUUUAAGGAAGGACAAAUUGCUUUCUUUCCAACGUACAAAUUUGAUCUGAACAGUGAUACGUAUGAUAGUUCCUCUAAAAAAAGAACUCCAUCUUACACAGAUAGGAUAUUGUACAGAUCUAAGAAACUCAAUGAUGUACAUCUAGAUGUCUAUAACAGCUGUAGCAGUAUAAAAAUAUCAGAUCAUAGAGCAGUGUAUGCAGUAUUUAGUGCUAAGAUACGACCUGGAAAAGAUAGCAUGCCUGUAUCUGGUGGAGUUUUUAACAGAAAUGUGUUUCUAGCAGGUAAUUAUUAA
Saccoglossus kowalevskii is the source of this 1998-nucleotide messenger RNA. Its product is annotated as phosphatidylinositol polyphosphate 5-phosphatase type IV-like. The record is from RefSeq and is a predicted model, not a curated record. Gene Ontology annotation, biological process: phosphatidylinositol dephosphorylation. Lineage: Eukaryota; Metazoa; Hemichordata; Enteropneusta; Harrimaniidae. Gene Ontology annotation, molecular function: phosphatase activity.